AGUGUUGCCUGAGGCUGCAGCUUAAUACCAAACCCCUUUGAUAAUCAUACUAAAACAGUCAAAAAUUACCUAAAUAGGAAGAACGUAAAAUGGAUCCAUCUUCUAAUCCAGUUGUUUUCUUCGAUAUAGCAUUAGGUGGGGAGCCUCUUGGGCGUGUGAAGAUAGAACUUUUCGCAGAUGUAACCCCGCGAACUGCAGAGAAUUUUCGUCAAUUCUGCACAGGGGAAAGUAAAAACUCCCAGGGACGACCGCAAGGAUACAAGAAUAGCAAGUUCCACCGCGUGAUCAAGGAUUUCAUGAUCCAGGGGGGUGACUUCAUCAAUGGAGAUGGCACAGGAUCCUGUUCUAUCUAUGGACUCUCAAAAUUUCCCGAUGAAAAUUUUGCUAUAAGGCAUGAUCGUCCUGGUCUCCUAAGCAUGGCAAACUCCGGGCCCAAUACAAAUGGCUGCCAGUUUUUUAUAACAACUGUAGCAACACCAUUCUUGAAUAAUAAACACGUGGUUUUUGGCCAGGUGGUCAGUGGAAUGGAAACUGUUAAGAUGAUCGAGAAUACUCGAACUACCAGGGAUAAGCCGAAUCAGGAUGUGGUGAUUGUACAAUGUGGAGAGAUGUGAGCCCAGUAAAAUUACGUGUAGACAUAGCUCCAAACAAACAAACCA
Molecule: messenger RNA, 659 nt
Organism: Aspergillus candidus
Lineage: Eukaryota; Fungi; Ascomycota; Eurotiomycetes; Eurotiales; Aspergillaceae
Gene: cyp3
Product: putative peptidyl-prolyl cis-trans isomerase
Exons: 5
Coding region: 90-614 (174 amino acids)
Biological process (GO): protein peptidyl-prolyl isomerization; protein folding
Cellular component (GO): intracellular membrane-bounded organelle
Molecular function (GO): peptidyl-prolyl cis-trans isomerase activity
Source: RefSeq, a predicted model, not a curated record